This is a messenger RNA of Paramecium primaurelia, 1400 nucleotides long. Lineage: Eukaryota; Ciliophora; Oligohymenophorea; Peniculida; Parameciidae. The record is from the annotation of a GenBank genome assembly.
AUGAGAAAAAUUCAGUAAAUUGAAAAGCAAGAUAGAGGGGGAUGGGAUACAAAAUUGUUUAAAUUACUAGUUCUUGGGAGUAUGUGUCUAAACUCGUAUUUAUUUUAUUCUAAUUAGAAUUUCCAAUAUAAUGUUAUCAACUAUUGUUUCUCCUAUCUGGUAUUAAGUGGCCAUUUAUUAUAAUACAAAUGAUUACGAUUUAAAUUGGAUAGUAGGUUGGUAUUAUUUUGGUCCAAUUUUAUUUUGCUUUCCUUUCAAUGCAAUUAUAAUUUAUAAUUAUGGUCUAUCAUAAAUUUUAAGUUGUAUAUGUUCAUCAAUUGGAUUAUGGAUUUUAGUAUCAGUUAAAAGAGAUUUUUAAUUAGGAAUGCUAGGAUUUGCAUUUUUAGGAAUUGGAGAAGCUCUUUAUUGUUAAACCCCUUUAUGUAUCAAAAUUUAAUCAAAAUUAGAUUUAUCAAAAAUAUGGUUUAAUGCAGAUGAACGUAUAUUUACUACAUUUGUAGCCUAAUAUGCAAAUAAUGUAGGAUGUUUAAUAGGAUACUUAGUUUCCUUUUAUUAUUUCUUUGAAAUUGUAAGUAAAUAUUUUUUAAAAUUAGUAUGAUGAAAUUGAAUUUAAUAUAAGAUUUGAAAAUCUUAUUUUUAUUAAUGCAAUUUUAGCUACUUCUACUAUUAUUAUUAGUUUUAUAUCACUUAAAUCCCCAUAUAAUUCUUUAGAUAAGAUUUAAAUAAGAGAUUCUAUAUGGGUAUCAUUAAAAAAGAUUUGUUCUCAAUGGGAAACAUUUUUAGAUGUUGCUUCUGUAUCAACUUGUAUUUUAUUUAAUAAUAUGUUUAGUUAUUGGUAUAAGUUGGUGUUAUAUUUUAUUAUUUGGAACAUAAUAAUAUUAUAUGUAGUAUACUCCUGAAGAGAUUUGUUUAACAAAUGUUACUUUUUCUAUUGGAUAAUUAAUAGCUGCUCUAAUAUGUUCUUAUAAAUUGAACUCUUAAUCACAAAAAGGAUUAUAAUAAACUUAUGAUACAUUUAUUAAAUUUACCAUUAGUUUAGGAUUUUUUUUUUUGAUGGCAGAGAAUUUAACUUUUGAAUUUUUACCUUUUCAAUUAGUUAUAUUAAUGAAUUUUUUUAUUGGAGCUGGUCUUGGAGGAAUAUACUCAAUUUUAUUAGAAUCAUUAAUGGAAAAGCAUUAUCCAGCAUAAGAAUUAGCCAUUUCAACUUUAUUAGUUGUAGUGGCUUGUGUAAAAAUAUCAUUAAUAUUUAGGCAUUGUCAUUUUCCAUAGGUAUGAUAUCAAUAAUACCACAGUUUCUAACUUAUGGAUUUUAUAUCUCUUGUUUUUUUAUGAUCCCAUCAUUUUGCUAUAUUUUAGUUUUCUAUAAAACUAAAUAUAAACGAUUUGAAUUUGAGGCAUGA